Messenger RNA from Phaedon cochleariae (mustard beetle), 258 nucleotides. NCBI's taxonomy places the organism in Eukaryota, Metazoa, Arthropoda, Insecta, Coleoptera, Chrysomelidae. The record is from the annotation of a GenBank genome assembly.
AUGGUUAUGGAGUGCUCGAAACACUUGGACGACUACCAGAUCCUGUCGGAGAUAGUUUCCAUCCUCAUUCCCCCUACGGCGCUGGUUUUCAAGCUCGUGGUCUUCAAGUUAAAGUCGAGGAGUCUUCUGGAGCUGAUGAAGCAUCUCGACUUGGGGGAGUUCAACUACUCGAAGGAGUUGAAGUUGCUGGAGAAGGAGAUAAAGUUCACCAGGCUGCUGGGCAAUUCGUACCAGGUACCAUUUCACAUUCAUUUGUAA